Molecule: messenger RNA, 633 nt
Organism: Penicillium subrubescens
Lineage: Eukaryota; Fungi; Ascomycota; Eurotiomycetes; Eurotiales; Aspergillaceae
Product: ankyrin repeat domain-containing protein
Exons: 1
Coding region: 1-633 (210 amino acids)
Cellular component (GO): nucleus; cytoplasm
Molecular function (GO): protein binding
Source: RefSeq, a predicted model, not a curated record
AUGCGUCUCACCUCCCUCCCAAACGAGAUUCUCCAAACCAUCGCCGACAAUCUCGAAAAAGACAGCGAAAUAAAUCAAUUCAUCCUCACAAGCCGGGAAAUCUACUCCCGCCUAAACGACUGGUUCUACCGCCGCAACAUCCGCCAAGGAGGAUGGGCCCUCUUCGACGCAGCAUAUAACGGUCGAGUAGACACCGCAAAGCGACUUCUCAGACUCAGCGCAGACUCAAAUGCCAAAGGCACCCAUCAUGACCACCCCCGCUCGCCCGUGAGGACGGUUCUGGGAAUCGCGGUGUGGAGUGAACAUUAUGAGAUUGUCAAGUUACUUCUUGCGUACGCUGCGGAUCCGAAUGAUCCAGAUAGCCGUGGUCGAACACCUCUCUUCUAUGCUGUGGAGAAAGAGAAUGUCUUGAUUGUGAAGCUCUUGCUUGAGUGGGGGGCCAAUGUCAAUGUUUACGAUUUCGGUGACCCUCCACAGUGUCCGCUGGACUGGGCUUUAGCAUUGGAGGAUGAUCAGGGUGUUGUGGAGCUUUUGCUGGGCGCGGGUGCCGAUAAACGUCUCGAGAACUCGGAUCUUUGUACACCGGAUUCUCCUUGGUCUGUAUCGUCUGGAUCGUCUUUUGAAAAGGAGUAG